This is a messenger RNA of Aplosporella prunicola CBS 121167, 747 nucleotides long. RefSeq lists its product as uncharacterized. Gene Ontology annotation, cellular component: MIS12/MIND type complex; kinetochore. The transcript is spliced from 3 exons. Gene Ontology annotation, biological process: mitotic sister chromatid segregation. The record is from RefSeq and is a predicted model, not a curated record. Lineage: Eukaryota; Fungi; Ascomycota; Dothideomycetes; Botryosphaeriales; Aplosporellaceae. The coding region runs from base 1 to 747 and encodes 248 amino acids.
AUGGACGCCGCGCACCGGCGCAUCGAACUCCAAGCGCCCGCCGACCUGGCCUACCUCGUCGCGAACGCGAAGCGCGCCGCCCGCCAGAAGAUCGACCUGCAUUUGCCGCCGAGCGCGGCGCCCGAGGGCGGGGAGGACGUGUUGAGGCGGAGGGUCGAGGAGUUGGUUGAUGAGUACAUCAAGGCGACGUUUGCGAGCGCGAGACACAAUAUCGAGAUUAAUGGCAUGCCGCCCCAGGAGCUGCUGGGCGAGGAGGAGCUGCAGGCUUCGGCCGAGGCUAAUCCCCCCGCGCUUCCGCGCGCCCCAGAAUACGAGCCCAUAGACUCGCGCCUCGCGGACCGCAUCCGCGCCCUCGAAGCCCAGAAAGAGCUCCUCACAGGCAAAGUCGCGGACCUGCGACGGACGGCGCCGGCGCGCGCGGCAGCGGCGCAGCAAGCGGCGAUGGAGGCGGAGAGGGAGGCGCUGGAGCUGGCGUUUGCGCAGCGAGAUGCUGUUGUCGCUGCUGUUGCUAGUGGUGCGACUGCGACUGCGACAACAGAGGGUGCAGCAGUGGGCUUGGGCGAUGUCCCGGCUUUUGCGCGCUGGGACGACGUCUUGGCUAUGUGGGAGCGCGGCGCGAGUGGGCUGGUGGAGCUGAAGGGCGGGUUGACGGGGACGGUGGCGAAGCUCGAGAGGGCGGAGCGCGCUUGCGCUGUUUUGGAGGGUGGUACUGGUGCUGGUGGGAAGGGGGAGGGGGAGGUGCGGUAG